UUCCCUGCGUCCUGAAGCGUCGAUGCAGGAUGCACAGCACUACUUGACCGGACCAAAACCUCAUAUGAUCAACCUCGGUGGUCGCUUCAAGUCGUCUCAGUGCACGUGGAAGCUUCUCGGUCUACUUUAGCCUUGCUUAGUCGCUAAGCUACCAGAGGGACGCGUUCGGGACUAAAAUGUGCGCGAGAAGAACAGCGGUAAUGUUAGAGAAAGACUUCUGGGGAGCAAAGGAAGAGCCACGACGUCCACUUGCCUUCAAUUGGCCAGACAUGAAAGAGGAAGCAGAUGAGUUUGAAUCCCCUGAUUUUAAAGGGGAAGAGUGGCGCCACAUUAAAAAGGAAGAGUCCGAGAGCCUUUUUAUCAAAGAGGAAGAAGGGGACAAAAGUCCGAGUGAGGUGAACAGAGGGGCCGACCCUCCCGGCUCCCGCGCAGACGGCUUGAUAGCGCCGCUACCAGAAAGCGACGCCGCCACAUCGCACUCUCCUCACGCAGACGGCGAAGAGACCGAAGACGACGGUGACGAGAAACGCUGGAAAUGCUCCGCGUGUGAAAAAAGCUACGGCUACGAGUCCGCUUUGAAAAGGCAUUGGAGGAGCCACAGCGGAGAGAAACCUUUCCCCUGCCCAGUUUGCGGUCAAAGAUUCUCCCAGCAGGGAAACUUAAAAAGACACACGAGAAGCCACUCCGGAGAGAAAAGUUUCGCCUGCCCGGAUUGCGGUCGACGGUUCACCGGGAGGGGGAGCCUGCUAAGUCACGCCAGGACGCACACCGGAGAGAAACCUUUUGCCUGCUCGCUCUGCGCCCAGACAUUCUCCAAUAAGGAGAAACUGCUACGUCACGUCAGAACGCACACCGGAGAGAAACCUUUUGUCUGCUCAGAUUGCGGGCAAAGAUUCUUUGAAAGGGGAACUUUAAGAAUACACGCACGGACUCACACCGGCGAGAAACCUUUCGCAUGCUCGCUUUGCGGCCAAAGAUUCUCUCAGAAGGGAAGCUUAGGGAUUCACAUGAGAACACACACAGGCGAGAAAACCUUCCAAUGCCCCGUUUGUUUGAAAAGUUUCUCUGAAAAGGGAACUUUGAUAAGACACGCGAGAACGCACACGGGCGAGAAACCUUUUUCCUGCUCCGUCUGCGGUCAAAGAUUCGCUGAGAAAGGAACUUUAAAAAGGCACGCGAGGACGCACAGUGGAGAGAAACCAUUCGUUUGCUCCGUUUGCGGCCAAAGCUUUUCUGAUAAGGGAACUUUAAAAAGACACGUGAGAACGCACGACCGCGACAAACCUUAAUUUUUUCAGUCCCGACGGAACAUGUCCAAUUAUGUGGCGUCCAAUCAUCCUUCUGCUGUGAACUGAAAUGACUUCAUCAAUAGUAGACGUCCAAUCCAUUUGAAGUGGUGCUUGAAAUUCUUGAAAAUGCUUGGAUUUUAAUGAGUGCUGCAAUGAUUAAUUGAUUAAUUCGAUUUGAGAAAUUCGAGUAUUUGUUUAGAGUGGCGUUGUAAUGGUUUGUUUUGAAAGUCUUUGCAGUUUUAUUGAUAUGCGCGGUUAAACUGUCCUCCAGAGCAGGGCCAGCCCAGCCUAUACGCAGACUAUGCAGCUGCUUAGGGCCCCUGAGCACUAGGGCCCCCCCAAUCUGGCAAUUGUUUAAUUUAUAUUCUAUUUUGUUUACUAGUUUGCUUUGUUUGACUUUUAUGAGUUUUGAUACUUGAUUACAAGCUCAAAAAAAAAAUAAAAGUUCUUCCUUAACUUCUUUCUUUCCCAUUUUAGAAAAAGGUUUGCCGCUAUCUACUGUAAGUACUGACAAUCAUUUGGGGUGAGAAGUUUGAAGUAUGCAGUGCAACAAAAUCUGAUUAAUAUACAAAAUAUGGACGUGUGGGUUGGAUUGCAUGUAUGGGUUUCACAGUACAUUGUGAGGAAAUGGUGGGCCAAAAAUAUGGGCCCCUUUGCAUUAUUUUGCUUAGGGCUCGCAAAUGGCCUGGGCCAGCCCUGCUCCAGAGGCAAAGUGAAUACAACAAAACUCAUUUAACAUGGCUGAGUCCAGCUGCUUCCAGUUAAGACAAACAGAAGUUUUUGUUUAAGCUAAUAUGUUUUUUUUUUUUUUUAAUGCAUUUGUAAUUUAGUUUAUAGGUGUAUUUAGCCGUUUUUAGUACUGGUGCUUUUUGAGGUGUGUUUUGGGUCAUUGUCCUGCUGGAAGACUAUGACCUGUGAGAGAGACCCAGCUUCCUCACACCGGGCCCUACAUUAUGCUGCAAAAUUUGUUGGUAGUCUUCAGACUUCAUAAUGCCAUGCACACAGUCAAGCAGUCCAGUACCAGAGUUAGCAAAGUAACCCCAAAACAUCAGGGAACCUCCUCCAUGUUUGACUGUGGGGACCGUGUUCUUUUAUUUGAAGGCCUCGUUUUUUCCCUGUAAACUCUAUGUUGAUGCCUUUUCCCUCUUUUGUCUCAUCAUCGUUUUUUGGCUUUCUCAUGCAAGUUUGGCAAACUCCAGCCUAGCUUUUUUACAUCUCUGGUUCAGAAAUGGUGUCUCCCUGGGAAUCCUACCAUAGACACCCUUUUCAUUCAGAUGCAGAUGGAUAGUAUGGGUUGACACUGUUGUACCUUCGGACUACAGGACAGCUUGAUCUUGUUUGCUUCCUUCAGAUGUUAGUCGGGGUGCUUCAUCCACCAUCCGCACAAUCUUUCGUUGAAAUCUGUCAUCAAUUUUUCUUUUCCGUUUACAUCUAGGGAGGUUAGCCACAGUGCCAUGGACUUAACACUUAUUGAUGACACUGCGCACAUAAGACAGAGAAACAUUCAGGUCUUUGAAGAUGGACAUGUAGCCUUGAGAUUGCCCCUGAUGCUUCCUGAUAAAUUUUGCUUCUCAAGUCCUCAGACAGUUCUUUGGUCUUCUUUAUUUUCUCCAUGCUCAAUGUGGUACACACAAGGACACAGGACAGAGGUUGAGUCAACUUUAAUCAUUUUAACUGGCUGCAAGUGUGAUUCAGUUAUUGCCACCACUUGCUAUGUGCCACAGGUAAGUAACAGAUACUGUUAAUUACACACAUUAUAGAAGCAUCACAUGAUUUUUCAAAGGGUGCCAAUACUUUUGUCCAAUCCAUUUUUUGGAGUUUUCUGUAAAAAAAAUUUUUUUAAAUUCCCAUUCUCUUUUGUUUUUUCAUUGCAAGCAAAAUCAAUGAAGAUAUUACUACCAAAGCAUUUGUUAUUACAAUCAUUUUCUGGAAGAAAUUGAGCAUUAUCUGACAGAAUUGCUGGAGUGCCAAUACUUUUGGCCAGCACUGUAUAUUCAUAAACAUCUAAAUCAUUUAUCAUAUCGAUAUGUAAAUCUUCAUUUGGGUGAAACUACAUACUUACCUAACAUGCAAAUUCAAAUAUCUGGAAGUUAAAAAAUGAAAGCUCAGAGUGCGUUUACGUUGUAAAAUGAUUACUAAAACUUACUCAAUGACGGCACUUGGCUCUUGGACAUGAAUCAGUGUGAUAAUAAUAUCUAUGUAAAAAUACACAUUUGAAGAAACUAGGUACAUUUUAAGUUUGGACACUUGUUGCCUGUGUAGUAGUUACUAUGACAAGCCAGGAGGGGGCUCAGUCGAACUGCUCUCCGUACGUACUGGUGAUGCAAGCAGAAUGUGCACAACAUCCCUUCCCCUUUGGUUUGCCGGAUCGCCAAGGAAAAUCAUACUGCGUUAUCAUACAAAUGUUGGUUUUAGCAUCUGUGUUUUCUGAUUUAACAAACUACCCAUCAGUGUUGUUAAUCAAUUAGUUACAAAUUACUUCUCCGAAAAAGUAAUUGCGUUACUAACUCAGUUACCUGAAUGUAAGAGUAAUUAGUUACACUCUACCUCUUUCAAUCACUUCGCUUAUAGACACCCCCACCCCCGUCCCCCUCUUUCACUGGCCAAUAGGCCCCCACAUGGUGUAAACCGGAAAUACAUCUCGCUGACGAUGGCACCAGUAUAUUAAUAAUCAGUCUAGAUGUUCUAUGCAUUUCUUGUUGUUGUUUGUGUAUGUGUUUCUCUUCUUUCUUCUCUUGUGUUGCUUUUCUUCUGUCCCCCAUAAUCCCUUCCUGUUCACUGGUUUGUCAUAAUAAAUAGGUAUUUUGAAUGAUAUCAGACUCUCAAUGUGAAACAUUAAAACUGUUCAGACAACCCGGGCACUUAGACUUCCAUUCUCUGUGUCAAAUAGCUGAACAGGAAAAGUUUAAAAAAAAAAAAAAAAAGUAAAA
This is a messenger RNA of Corythoichthys intestinalis (scribbled pipefish), 4219 nucleotides long. Its product is annotated as gastrula zinc finger protein XlCGF17.1-like. Gene Ontology annotation, biological process: regulation of gene expression. The transcript is spliced from 2 exons. The record is from RefSeq and is a predicted model, not a curated record. The coding region runs from base 177 to 1289 and encodes 370 amino acids. Gene Ontology annotation, cellular component: nucleus. Lineage: Eukaryota; Metazoa; Chordata; Actinopteri; Syngnathiformes; Syngnathidae.